Molecule: messenger RNA, 1023 nt
Organism: Physella acuta
Lineage: Eukaryota; Metazoa; Mollusca; Gastropoda; Physidae
Product: electron transfer flavoprotein beta subunit lysine methyltransferase
Biological process (GO): peptidyl-lysine trimethylation
Cellular component (GO): mitochondrial matrix
Molecular function (GO): protein-lysine N-methyltransferase activity
Source: RefSeq, a predicted model, not a curated record
UGGCCUAUAACCUUUAGUUAUUUCCCUUGAUUGCAACACAGCUGAUCGAAAAGAUCUAGAAUUUAGUAGAAUCUAGCUAGGCUAGCUUCAGCCCAGAACUACAAAAAUAAGAAAUGAUCUCUCAUAGUUAGUCAUAUGAGAUAUAAUGCAUUGUAUCCAGUCAAAAGAAGCAUUAGGUUGUAGAGAACAAGAGAAAUGAAAACAACUUUUUUAAGACGUCUUAUCAAACAGCACACUAAGCUCUCUAGACAACACUUAACCCCAGAAAUAAAUCUAAAUCUCAUAACACCGGAGUGCUCCUUGUGGACAGCAAACCCUGAGGAAUGUCCCUUCCAAGAUCCAUUUUGGGCCUUCUACUGGCCAGGUGGACAAGCAUUAACCAGAUAUAUAUUUGACAAUCCAAGUUUGUUUUGGAAGAAAUCCAUCCUGGAUAUUGGAAGUGGGUGUGGGUCUGCUGCCCUAGCAUGUAAACUAGUUGGUGCAACUCAAGUUGUGGCUAAUGAUAUUGAUCCAGUGGCAGCUGUAGCAAUUCAAAUGAACAUGGAGGAGAACUCAGCACAAAUCAGCAUUGACACAUCCAACCUCCUCAACUCUCCACUCAAACAACAUUUUGACAUUUUACUCAUGGGAGAUAUGUUUUAUGACGCAGAUUUUGCUCACUCUAUAGAUGCCUGGUUAUGCUCUAUUGACUAUGGAUACACCGCCUUCAUUGGGGACCCUGGACGUUUAGCAUUUGAUCAACACCCAAUGAAGACUUUGCUGAAACAAGUGGCAGAGUAUCAAUUGACAAGAAUUUGUCAGAUUGAAAAUAAGGGCAUGAGUAGUGGGAAAGUGUGGAUGUUGAAACCAUCCUGACAUGAAGGACUGGAAGAAAUACUGGACAAGGAACAAAAUAAACCAUCUUAUUUUCUUUUAUUGAUCAUGGUGUUGUACAUACAAUUAAACAUCAGUAAUAAAUUUGUACACCUUUUUCUAUGUAAGAAUCCUAUAUUAAAAAAAUAUUUGUAACUAACAUUUAUACCA